AUGCUUUACGGCCAAAAUUUACCGUGGCGGAUUGCGCUUCGAAAUGUUGCCAUCAAGCAAAAUUCAGAAGUUUCUAGUACAGUUCUGAGGAGGACAAUAAGAUAUCAUCAUGUCGGAAUCGCACAAUCGACGGCCUCGUUACUGUUACGUCCUCUUUCGAUUCAUUCAUCUCUUGGUGGCGUGGCGAGAUUUUCAACUUCUGCUUCUCGAUGGAAAGAUGUUCCGAAGGAUUUGUUUGAUCAAGUGGAAAUAACGGGGGCGGAAGAUAAGAAGGAGAAGGAGAAGGAGAAAGAGAAAAAGCCAAAGACAAAGACUGAAUCGGUUGAGGAGGUCGCCGCCGAGAAUGAAGUAGAAAACAAGAGCAAGACGGUAGAAGCAUCAUCAUCUGGUAGCAACACUUCUGCGGUUACAAUUGAUGCAAAAGGAAGCAGUGCUGCAGGCGGAGGCGAUUCUGGUAGUGGCGAUGGCGGAAAGAAGGGUCGCAAAGGAGCUUCCGAAAAGGCAUUGCAGAAGGCAAUGGUUCCAGAGGUAUAUCCACAGGUCAUGGCAAUCCCAAUUACUAAACGACCUCUGUUUCCUGGAUUCUACAAAGCUGUCACCGUUCGAGAUCCAAAUGUUGUAGCCGCUAUACAGGAUAUGAUGAAGAGGGGUCAGCCAUACAUUGGAGCUUUCCUUUUCAAGGACGACAAUAUGGAUAAAGAUGUUAUUGAGAACAUAGAUGAUGUACAUGAUGUUGGAGUUUUCGCACAAAUUACUAGUGCUUUCCCUGUUCAUGGGGAUGAUUCGGCUUUGACUGCGGUGUUGUAUCCACAUCGUCGAAUUAGGAUGUCUGCUCUGAUCAGCCCGGAGCGUGAGGGCGUUGAUGUCAAAAAGACUGAAAGCACCGAAGCUGAACCACCGGUCCCUGAAAUCAUACUCGCGAAGUCUACCAAGGAGGAAACAUCUGACAAGAAGGGUGAUGUCGUAGCCAGUUUUGAAGAAGGCUCGGAUGCGCAGAAGAAUGCGGACCGACCUGCAUUGCCCUACGAGCCAAUAUCGUUCUUGAAAAAGUAUUCCGUCAGUUUGGCAAACGUGGACAAUCUGAUUGAAGAGUCAUAUGAUCCUAAGAGCCCCAUAAUCCGUGCUGUCACAAAUGAAAUUGUAAAUGUCUUUAAGGAAGUGGCAACCCUCAACAGCCUCUUCCGAGAUCAAAUUUCUACAUUUUCCAUGAGUCAAUCAUCGGGCAAUGUAAUGUCAGAGCCCGGGAAACUUGCGGAUUUUGCUGCUGCGGUCUCUGCCGGUGAAGUUUCCGAGCUUCAAGAUGUACUUGAGACUCUCAAUAUCGAAGAGAGAUUACAAAAGGGUUUGACCGUCUUGAAGAAGGAGUUAAUGAAUGCUCAGCUGCAAUCCAAAAUUUCAAAGGAUGUUGAGAACAAGAUACAGAAGCGUCAACGCGAAUACUACUUGAUGGAACAAUUGAAGGGAAUCCGAAGGGAACUUGGCAUUGAAUCUGAUGGCAAGGACAAGCUAGUUGAGAAAUUUAAGGAGAAGGCUGCGAAGCUUGCGAUGCCGGAGGCAGUCACGAAAGUCUUCGAGGAGGAAAUUAACAAGCUAGCACACCUCGAACCAGCUGCGUCCGAGUUCAAUGUCACGAGAAAUUAUUUGGAUUGGUUGACACAAAUUCCUUGGGGUCAGCGUAGUGCAGAAAACUUCGGAAUCAACAAUGCCAUGACUGUGCUUGACGAAGAUCACCAUGGUUUGAAGGAUGUGAAAGAUCGUAUCUUAGAAUUCAUCGCGGUCGGAAAACUAAGAGGCACUGUGGAAGGCAAAAUAUUAUGUUUUGUUGGUCCUCCUGGUGUUGGUAAGACAAGUAUUGGUAAGAGUAUUGCCAGAGCUCUCAACCGCCAAUACUACAGAUUCAGUGUUGGAGGUCUUACAGAUGUUGCCGAAAUUAAGGGGCACAGGAGGACAUAUGUUGGAGCACUUCCUGGACGAAUUGUACAGGCGCUGAAGAAAUGCCAAACGGAAAAUCCAUUGAUAUUGAUUGAUGAGAUUGAUAAGAUUGGAAGAGGCCAUCAAGGUGAUCCAGCAUCUGCACUCUUGGAAUUACUGGAUCCGGAACAAAACACAUCUUUCCUCGACCACUAUCUUGAUGUCCCUGUUGAUCUCUCUAAAGUUCUGUUCGUCUGCACUGCCAAUAUGACCGAUACCAUUCCUCGACCUUUACUCGACCGCAUGGAAAUGAUUGAGUUGUCUGGAUAUGUUGCGGAUGAAAAGAUGGCCAUCGCGGAGCGCUAUCUUGGACCCGCGGCCAAGGAAUUGGCCGGAUUGAAGGAGGUUGACGUCAACCUUAGCAAAGAAGCCAUUGAGGAGCUCAUCAAGUCUUACUGCCGAGAGUCUGGUGUUAGAAACCUCAAGAAGCAAAUUGAAAAGGUUUACCGCAAAUCUGCUUUGAAGAUUGUUCAGGAUCUUGGAGAGAGUGUUCUCCCUGAAGAGGAGGCUUUGACCGAAGAAAGCAAGGCAGCUUUGGAGGAAUCCAAGAAAGACCAAACGGACAUCAAGGAAACAUCUGAAGCUAUUGAAAAGGAAACUACCGCAGUACCUAGAGUUGCGGUCAAGGUUCCUGAUGAUGUGCAUGUCACAAUUGGUAAGCACAAUCUUAAAGAUUACGUAGGUCCGCCUGUUUUCACCUCAGAUCGUCUAUAUGAUGUCACUCCUCCUGGAGUCGCAAUGGGUUUAGCCUGGACACAAAUGGGCGGUGCUGCAUUAUAUGUUGAAUCAAUCCUCGAAAGUGCUCUAAAAUCAUCAUCCACUCCCGGUCUCGCCACAACCGGUAAUCUCCAAGCCGUAAUGAAAGAAUCAACCACCAUCGCCUACUCCUUCGCCAAAUCCGUCAUGGCGAAGAAUUUCCCCGAGAAUCAAUUCUUCGAUAAAGCAAAGUUACAUCUUCACUGUCCCGAAGGCGCGGUUCCGAAAGAUGGACCAUCGGCGGGUAUUACUAUGGCUACUUCCUUACUUUCUCUCGCGUUGGAUCGUCCAUUGGAUCCAACGAUCGCUAUGACAGGUGAACUCACCGUUACUGGAAAGGUCCUGAGGAUUGGCGGAUUGAGAGAAAAGACUGUGGCAGCCAGACGGGCGGGGAGCAAAAUGAUCAUUUUCCCGGAUGAUAAUAUGAGUGAUUGGUUGGAACUUCCUCCAAACAUCAAAAAUGGAAUCGAAGGGAAACCCGCAAAAUGGUAUUCAGAUGUCUUUGACCUCGUUUUCCCAAACCUAGACAAAGAGGCGGCAAAUGGGUUGUGGAAGGAUCAAUUGGCGAAGAAGGAUAAAUCGGGGAAAAAGAAGAAGGGAGGAGUUGAGGACGAUGAGUGA
Sclerotinia borealis F-4128 is the source of this 3348-nucleotide messenger RNA. Lineage: Eukaryota; Fungi; Ascomycota; Leotiomycetes; Helotiales; Sclerotiniaceae. The record is from the annotation of a GenBank genome assembly.